This is a messenger RNA of Spirometra erinaceieuropaei, 657 nucleotides long. Lineage: Eukaryota; Metazoa; Platyhelminthes; Cestoda; Diphyllobothriidea; Diphyllobothriidae. The record is from the annotation of a GenBank genome assembly.
AUGCCAACCGGAUCAUCGUUGUCAAAGCCAAAAGAGCGGCCCUCAAAUCACAGACGCCACCGAUUCGCAACGCCAAACCAUUCCAACAUUCCCUCAUUGCCAACGUACAUUCUGCGCAAGAAUGGGUCCCGUCGAACAUCUCCGAACCCAAUGCAACAGCAAGCCGACAAUUCCACCCUCCGCCUACACAAACGCCCCCAUCGUCAACUCUGCCCCAACACCCAGGCGUCAACGACGACGACCAUCCCCACCAUCGGUGACACCACUGCCGAUACCCUGUCGCUGUCGAUCAUCGUUAUCACCAUCAUCCUUGCCACUAUACCCACGACAGCGGCUACAACCUCUCUUGUUCCCGCCACCGGUGAGUGCACUCCCGAAGCCCCGCCAAUCACCAUCACCGUCCCCACCACCAGCAAUAUGGACGUCAUUCCAACCUGUCCUCAUCGAGAUCGGGUAUUCACCUCAAGUAUCGACCUAGUCGGUCACUUGCGAAUCAAUCGCACUGCGAAGAGCGUGCCAGGGCCGGGAGCCCCGGCUUGCACCCGUCGCCACAGCCUUAACUGCCCGCACUGUCUACGCCCAUUCAGACAUCUCACUGGCCUACUCAGCCAAGUGCGCAGCGCGCUAAAAGCCAUGCUUUGGAAGGUUACCAACUGA